Molecule: messenger RNA, 520 nt
Organism: Aphanomyces invadans
Lineage: Eukaryota; Oomycota; Saprolegniomycetes; Saprolegniales; Verrucalvaceae
Exons: 4
Coding region: 55-489 (144 amino acids)
Biological process (GO): mitochondrial respiratory chain complex I assembly
Source: RefSeq, a predicted model, not a curated record
CUUGAUGCAUCGAAGUCAAGAGCCACUACACGAGUGGUGAAGACAACAACGACUAUGGAUAGCCUGAACCCCGGCCAGAAAGUUGCGCUCUUCACGGCUGCUGGUGCGUUUGGCGGAGCUGCCGUCGGCUCCGUGGAGUCCGUGUGGCGCAUUCCUCGAUUGGGCCAAGAACUCCCAAGCUUUGCCAAGCAAUUGCGUGGCAUCGGCGGUCGCUCGGUGGCCUUUGGGUCUGCAAGCUUUCUCUUUGCAGCAGGCGAACAUGUCGCGCACUCGAUUCGCAGCAACGAUGACGUGUGGAACCCUUUCAUUGGUGGCCUCGUGGCGGGUGUUGUGCCUGCUGUGGUGAAGCAGAACGCCUUGUGGGGCCUGGGUGCCGGCAUUGCCGUCGGCACGACCAUGGCCUUUGCGCAUUACUUUGAAAGUGGCGAUUCCAACAAGACCCCCCUUGAAAAGUGGGCGAGCCGCUACGAUUACCUCAAAAAGGAUUAAACAUUAAUCAUGGUGUCACGUUAAAUUCGCA